GUAGAUCAACAGACACCUCCUGAAGAUCAAAGGUGUCCUGACUCCGCCCUAGUACAAAUCACAGCAACGAACCUGUUCCCACAAGCAAAUCACAGACCGAUCGCCGUCAUGUUCAAGGCCGCCCUCGCCCUCGUGGCCGCCCUGGCGCUGCUCAGCGCAGCGCCCGCCCUGGGCCAGAGGUCGCUGAAGCAGAUGCAGCCUCAGCAGCCGCCUGCACUGCCAGCGCUGCAGUUGGACGAGGGCACCACGAGCUUCGUGCAAUCUGCGCUGCAGGAUGUCUUCAGCGCCCUGUCAUACAGCGCUGGUGACCAGCAGAAGAUCGCCCCCAGCCCUCCCAAGCCCCAGCCAGUGUACUGCGGGACCCCCACACAGGCGGUGCACAUCCAGGCAACGGGCAGCACAUGCAACGUGACCGUCUUUGACAUAAACGCUCUCUACACGGCGGUGACUAACCCCACCAAGCCAUGCGAGGCGUCCAUCUACAACCGCACCUGCACUGUCUUCCAGGGCUCCCUCCUGCUCGACAUCUCGCCGGCAGUCGACUCCACCGGCAACUUCCUGCAGCAGAAGGACCCCAAGAUCCAGGGCUACCUGGCCAGGCUGGGUCUGGGCAACCUGGUGUCAACUGGCAUGCUGUCCAUCAACGUGCUGUUUGGCAACUUCAUCCAAGUCAGCGCCCUUGACUUCCUGCCCUCCCUCGAGUCCAUCACAGGCAUCCCCACCGGCACCUCGGCAGACUUCACCAAGCCCUUCAUCAGUCAGUUGAAGAUCAGCGGAGGCGGACCCAUCCCAGGAGUGGGAUCUCAGAACACCCUGCCCUCCUUCUCCUCAAUCACCUUCAAGCCAAAGAAGGUGGUGGGCAAUCUGCAGGUCACCGGCACAGCACUCCCGGACCAAGGCACCUUGAACCAACUCCAAGCAGUCGACGGCAACAUUCUGAUCGCGAACAACAACGCAAUGGCAGCUUUCGAUUUCUACUCUCUGCGAUUCGCCGGAUCGGGCAUCGCGCUUUUCCAGAACCCGACGCUGACAUCGUUCGAGGCCCCCCGGCUCACCGCCGUCGCUUCCAACGCGCCCGAUGACGUCAUCACCACAGGGCUGCAGAUCAGCCAGAACCCGGCGCUGGCAAAGCUGAACCUGCCGAUGCUGGAGGCCAUCGGUGGUCCCCUGAUCAUUGCCAACAACAGCGCGCUUACUACGCUCGCCACCCUUGACCAUCUGGCGGUCGUUAACGCCACCGGCCGCUCGGCCCCCGCUUUUGGCCUGCCCGCCCUCCCGGCGCCCCCAGGCAGCAACGGCCCUACCCUGCCGGGCUUCAGCAUCACGCCGCCGUCAGUGCUGAUCUUCGGCAACAGCCAGCUCAGCGAUGUGUCAGCGCUCGCCAAACUAGGCCGCUGCAGCAGCAACCCCACCUCCACCAGCGACCCCAUCUUCAUCGAGGUGUUCCCCAAGGACUCUGGCCUCAAGUGCACCUUCACCGCAUGGAAGCCUGUAUGCGAGUACAUCCUCAACCAGAUGACAGUGUCUCCAACCUCUGAGUGGCGCAAGAACGGCCUCUGCAUUGCCCUCAAGCAGUGAGUGGCAUUUUGAUCACUGAGUGCAUGUUAUCAGUGACAGCAGUGCAGAUACAGUAGUAGACUAGACUGCAGUGUACAGUGUACAAUAGGGUGGGCCCUUGCCAUUGGAAGGGGACGGCCUAGAAUGUUCGGUCAGGCUAGAACCCUGAUUGGGUGGGCACACAGCAGCAAGAUGUGUUGAAACUACGUGGGAAUUACAGACCAGGUCAGAGUAAUUCCCAUUUUUGCAAGCAUAUUUCAUGGGGUUUAGAAUAGACCUCGAUGCCCUUUGAUUGCCAAGCACCUGAAUUAUGACUAUUUUUGUGCUGAUCCUUCCGGAUCUGUUCUGGAUGUUGCUGAUUUGAUCAUGAUGUGUGCAAGCACCACUAUCCAGGAUUGUGCUAGGAUGACAGAGAUAUGUUUAUAGUUCGAUGAAGUGAUGUCAACAGCUUGAGUUGGUGACAAUAUGAUUGAACAGCGGAAAUGUAAGAUAUCCUACCAGAAUGUCAAC
Molecule: messenger RNA, 2067 nt
Organism: Coccomyxa subellipsoidea C-169
Lineage: Eukaryota; Viridiplantae; Chlorophyta; Trebouxiophyceae; Coccomyxaceae
Exons: 10
Coding region: 109-1578 (489 amino acids)
Cellular component (GO): cell wall; plasma membrane
Source: RefSeq, a predicted model, not a curated record